Messenger RNA from Brugia malayi, 774 nucleotides. RefSeq lists its product as uncharacterized. The transcript is spliced from 6 exons. The record is from RefSeq and is a predicted model, not a curated record. NCBI's taxonomy places the organism in Eukaryota, Metazoa, Nematoda, Chromadorea, Rhabditida, Onchocercidae. Bases 1 to 774 code for a protein of 257 amino acids.
AUGAAAUCAAUUCUUUUAAUCCUAUUUUCUCUAAUUAAUCCACUAAAUGGAUGCAUACAUGAUGGUAAUAAUUACAAGGAUGGCGAUACUUGGGUUGAAAAAGAUGCAUUUGUUAUGCGAUGUCGCAUGACUGAUGAUGGGACAUCUUGGAUGGUUGAGAUAACAGGAUGUAAGACACCAUCGGGUGCAACAAUAUCAAUUAAUUCAAGUAUAAUUGAUGGAGAUUAUGAAUGGAAAUGUUCAAAAAAUAAUGAUGGACAAAUUGUAAUGCAAAAAACUUUACAUGCAAAUGCAAAAUGUGAUGAACAUCAGCGUGGUGAACAGUGGCGUGAGAAAUCAUUUUUAUAUGAAUGUGGAGCAGGUGGCCAGAAAAAAUUGAUAGCCUGUUUUGGUCAAGAUAAUGAACAAAUAAAUGUUGGUGAAUCAAAAGAAAUUGGUGGAUAUAUUGUGAAAUGCGAAAAAUAUGAUAAUGGAACGGUUAUAGUACAUGGCAUACGCAAAGGAACCGAAAAUGGAACAACAUUUCAGGUGGAAUGCAUAGAUUCGAAAGGUGAACAUCAUGUUGCAGAUUCAUGGUGGAUAGAUGAUCAACGAUUCAAUAAGACAUGUUUAUCAUCUGGCAAAAUUGAAGUAUUAAAUUGCAUUUCAAAAGAUGGCAUUAAAAUUCCAUUGAAUAAUGAAAUAAGCGUUGGUGACACGAAAUACACAUGUGAGAAAACAAGCGAUGGUUCAGUACGUUUUGCAUCUGGUCCAAUUGAUGCUAAUGGUAAAUAA